AUGGCUCACGUUGCUCGCCGCACGCAAACCAACGACAGUAUCGGUGCCCGGGUGGUUGAAGACGUAGGGCGCUCUCGGCGCAUCCGGAUCGACGACAGCAAUGCUGGAAUGCGCAAUCUGAACUCGCGAGCCCGAGAUCAGAAUUCAAUGGGCCGAUUCGGCGCCUCAGGAUACCUCAUGGAGGUUACCGCACAACCCCCAAGCUCUGCCCGUCCGGGCCAGCCCAUCCGGGCCACCGUCACCAUCCGCCUCCGCCGCUCUCGCGCGGCCCCCGACAGCGAUCUAGAAGACGGCCGCCUGCUCGCAGUCGCCACCGCCGUCGUCCGGGGCCCUGACGGCGCUUACGUGCCAAUCGGCCCAGACGCCCUGACGGGGCCGAGACUGUUCGACUCCUUCCACCCCAUCGAGAACGACGCCGACGACGUCGUGGGAUACGCAUACUUCCCGGACCUUGCCAUUGGGCAGGAGGGCAUGUGCAAGAUCAGGAUCGCCCUGAUCAGAGUCACCGCCGGUCAGGGCGAGACGACCGAGAUCGUAGACACGCGGUCGAUCAUUAUCGGAAGGAAUUGA
This is a messenger RNA of Lasiodiplodia theobromae, 570 nucleotides long. RefSeq lists its product as uncharacterized. The transcript has a single exon. The coding region runs from base 1 to 570 and encodes 189 amino acids. The record is from RefSeq and is a predicted model, not a curated record. NCBI's taxonomy places the organism in Eukaryota, Fungi, Ascomycota, Dothideomycetes, Botryosphaeriales, Botryosphaeriaceae.